This is a messenger RNA of Alternaria atra, 999 nucleotides long. RefSeq lists its product as uncharacterized. The record is from RefSeq and is a predicted model, not a curated record. Bases 1 to 999 code for a protein of 332 amino acids. NCBI's taxonomy places the organism in Eukaryota, Fungi, Ascomycota, Dothideomycetes, Pleosporales, Pleosporaceae. The transcript has a single exon.
AUGGCGGGCGAGUCAGGGCCCGUACAUCUAUCGUUGCCUAGGGCGAUGACGAUAGCUGCCUUCUUUGGCAUGUCCCUGUCUAACUCGAUCGAAAUCCUCUUCUUCAUCUUCGGCCGGUUCAAACGCCGCAAAGGGCUGUAUUUCUGGAGCAUGCUUGUCGCAUGCAUCGGCAUCCCCGUCCAUGCGAUCGCUGUGCUGGUACGCAUGUUCGGCCUGGUGUCGAACGUAGCCAUGUCUUUAGCUGUUGUCCUAGGUUGGUGGGCCAUGGUGACCGGCCAGGCCGUCGUGCUUUACUCGCGACUACAUCUGGUUAGCGACCGGAAAAAGACGCGCUGCGUGCUAAUCAUGAUCGGCACUAACUUCAUCGUCCUCCAUCUACCUGUUUCGGCAUUGUAUCUCGCCAUCAAUGUUCGCCCCUCGAACUCACUCACCAACGUAUUCAAAAUCUACGAAAAGACCCAACUCGUCGGCUUCUCCAUCCAGGAGUGCAUCAUUGCCGGUAUUUAUAUCUGGGAGGCCUCCCGCAUUCUCAACCACGUUCUCGAAUCCAGGGGGCCGCAAGGGAAAAAAAUGAUUCGGCACUUGAUUCUUGUCAACGUCCUCGUUGUCGCACUGGACGCCAGCCUUGUCGUCACCGAAUUCACCAACAACUUUGAUAUCCAGACGACCUACAAGACCGUCGUCUACAGCAUCAAGUUAAAACUCGAGUUCUACGUCUUGAACCAGCUGCUCUUGUUCCUUCAGUAUCCGACCUGUACCUGCUUCAACAGCACCUUGUUGCUCGGACAACAUAUUGAGACUCCCAACUUCAGCCUCCUGUCUCUGACGUCCACUCCAACGUUGCAAAGGCGGCAGAGAAACGAUGCCACGGCUUCGUCGCAGUUCAGGUUGGAGCGCAUUUAUAGCGCGGGCGGGAGCGACGACUGCGAGUCUUUGCAUUUCCAUCGUGGCUGGCGACGCCCUGCACCCAUUCUGCCAGAUCUAAAACAUGACUCAUAG